Messenger RNA from Aureococcus anophagefferens, 678 nucleotides. RefSeq lists its product as hypothetical. The transcript is spliced from 4 exons. The record is from RefSeq and is a predicted model, not a curated record. Gene Ontology annotation, biological process: fatty acid biosynthetic process. The annotation marks the transcript as partial. Lineage: Eukaryota; Pelagophyceae; Pelagomonadales; Pelagomonadaceae. Gene Ontology annotation, molecular function: fatty acid synthase activity.
GAAUCUCGCACGGUCAAUCCCGUGCAGCUACAGCUGCUUGAACUUUCGCUCGCAUCCUUUGUGUCGCGUGGCAGCGAGCGCUCUUUGCUGGCUUACAAGCUCGCGGGGGUUUACGUGGGUAUAUUUACCAUUUUGCCGGGCGGUCCUUCUUCUGACCCCUCCAGUGUGAGGCUAGACUCAAACGUGAGCCUCUACGACGGGACGGCAAAUUCAGCGUCGAUAGCAUCGGGCCGCAUUUCUUACGUGCUCGGCCUCACCGGCCCUUGUUUCCCCGUCGAUUCCGCGUGUUCGGCCUCUCUCGUUGCCGCAUAUCUCGCAACGUGCGAACAAGCGUGCGUCGCCGCGGGAGGCGUCCUCGAACAAGACAUGUAUGCCGCAUUCAGUGUAGCUGGCAUGCUGUCGAAUCGCGGCCGAUGCCACUCCUUUGACAGCCGCGCUGAUGGAUACUGUCGUGGCGAAGGCUGCUGCGUCCCCCUUGAUAGAUGGGAUAUCGAUGCAGUAGAUGUGCGUGUAAAUGUUCGAGGCUCUUCCGCCCGACACAAUGGCCAGAGUGCAAGUUUCACGGCGUUGAACGGGAUGUCGCAACAGCUGCUUAUCCGAGCCUCUUUGAAUGAUGCUGGCGCUGGAACUGAACGUUUCCUCGAAGCUCAUGGCACAGGCACAGCCUUGGGUGAUCCA